Colletotrichum spaethianum is the source of this 2112-nucleotide messenger RNA. RefSeq names its product tRNA wybutosine-synthesizing protein 2. Gene Ontology annotation, biological process: tRNA methylation; tRNA wobble uridine modification. Gene Ontology annotation, molecular function: flavin adenine dinucleotide binding. Lineage: Eukaryota; Fungi; Ascomycota; Sordariomycetes; Glomerellales; Glomerellaceae. The coding region runs from base 1 to 2112 and encodes 703 amino acids. Gene Ontology annotation, cellular component: cytosol. The transcript has 3 exons. The record is from RefSeq and is a predicted model, not a curated record.
AUGCGAUCCCUUUCCGCGGCGCUGAAGCUGCGGCCGCGCAAUGCCGCUCGAGGGCUGCGGCAGCUUCAUCCAUUGUGGACUCUCGGCAGGCGUGGAUUCGCCGACGUCGCGGAGGGCACCAGGCCAUUCGAUGUUGUCGUUGUCGGAGGCGGCCACGCCGGUGCAGAAGCAUGCGCUGCCGCCGCCCGAGCCGGUGCGCGAACAGCUCUCGUCACCCCCAAGAUCGAAAACCUGGGCACCUGCUCCUGCAACCCCUCCUUUGGAGGCGUCGGCAAGGGAAUCAUCCUCCGCGAGAUUGACGCUCUUGACGGGUUGGCCGGCAGGGUCAUCGACAAGGCCGGCGUGCAGUUCAGAGUCCUCAACAGGGCCAAGGGGCCCGCGGUAUGGGUACGAAGAAGCAUGCUCUCUGCCAAGAUGACGAUGACCGGUCCUCGAGCGCAAAUCGACCGAAAACUCUACCAGAAACACAUGAGGGAAGAGCUGGAAACGUAUCCAAACCUCUCAAUCGUCCUCGGAAGCGUGUCCGACAUUGUCACGAGCGCAAACCCAGACACCGCGGGCUCUGCCCCGAGCAAGAUCACGGGGGUGCGGCUCGAGUCCGGCGAGGUGCUUCCGACGAGCGCCGUCAUCAUCACGACCGGAACGUUCCUCAGCGCUGAGAUCCACAUUGGCAUGAAAGCGUACCCUGCAGGGCGCAUAGGAGAAGAUGCGUCCUUUGGACUAAGCAAAUCGCUGAAAGACGCCGGCUUCCGCCUGGGGAGACUGAAGACGGGAACGCCGCCACGCAUCGCCAGGGACAGCAUCGAUUACACGCACCUCGAGAGGCAGCCCGGCGACGACCCCCCGAUGCCCUUCAGCUUUCUGAAUGACCGGGUCGCUGUUGAGGAGCAGAUGUCGUGUUAUGUCAGCUACACGAACGAGGCGACGCACGCGAUUGUACGGGACAACCUGGACAAGACCAUCCAUAUCCGAGAAACGAUCAGGGGCCCGAGAUACUGCCCGUCGCUAGAAGCCAAGAUUGUCCGGUUCGCCGACAAGGACAGGCAUAUCGUCUGGCUGGAGCCUGAGGGGUUCGACAGCGAGCUCGUAUACCCCAACGGAUUGUCCAUGACCGUACCGCCCGAGGCGCAGGAGCAGAUUCUGCGCUCUAUUCCCGGAUUGGAAAACUGCGUCAUGACACAGGUGGGUUACGGCGUCGAGUACGAUUACAUUGAUCCUCGGAGCCUCAAGGCGACACUCGAGACGAAGAACAUUGCUGGUCUAUUUCUGGCGGGUCAAAUCAACGGCACCACCGGCUACGAAGAGGCAGCUGGGCAGGGUAUCAUUGCCGGCAUCAACGCCGGCCGAUCCGCUCUGGGUCUUGCCCCGGCCGCAGUGUCCAGAGCGGACGGCUACAUUGGCAUCAUGAUUGACGAUCUCAUCACAAAGGGCGUCACGGAACCGUACAGGAUGUUCACGACCAGAAGCGAGUACAGGCUGACGUCGCGGGCGGACAAUGCAGACCUCAGGCUGACGGAACAGGGACGAGAGUGGGGCGUAGUGUCGGACAAGCGAUGGACGGCCUUCAAUGACGAGAAGCAGCAGAUGAACCACCUCAUGACAUUGCUCUCGUCGACCAGCAAGAGCAGUCCCGAGUGGUCGAGGCAAGGGUUCCAGGUAAAGGAGGACACCACCCGACGUGACGCGACCGAUAUGCUCCGGCUGCGCAACGUGACCAUGGACCAAGUCGCCGCCGCAGUGCCCGGUGUGGAGGCCUUUCCCGAGCGCAUCAAGUCUCGCGUGCACAUCGAGGCGACGUAUGCGCCCUUUAUCAAGCGCCAGCUUGCCGAGCGUAAGGUCUUUGCCCGGGACGAGAGCCUGCGGCUGCCGGCCUCGAUUGACUAUGACAAGGUCCCCGGGUUGGCCAUGGCCGAAAAGGCCGUCUUGAAGGCGACCAUGCCCGAGACUUUAGCCCAGGCGAGACGGUUAGAAGGCAUCACUCCGUCCGGUUGUAUACGCCUGCUAGGCUAUGUUCAACGUCAACAGCGGAGCACGGCAAUGGCAAACAUGCCCAAGCCAUGGCGGACGAAGAACGAGGGCCCCAAAGAUGAGGGAACCUCUCCGCUUCCGUAG